Messenger RNA from Salvelinus fontinalis (brook trout), 4898 nucleotides. Its product is annotated as transcriptional adapter 2-beta-like. The record is from RefSeq and is a predicted model, not a curated record. Gene Ontology annotation, biological process: chromatin remodeling; regulation of transcription by RNA polymerase II. The coding region runs from base 16 to 1575 and encodes 519 amino acids. Gene Ontology annotation, cellular component: SAGA-type complex; nucleus. NCBI's taxonomy places the organism in Eukaryota, Metazoa, Chordata, Actinopteri, Salmoniformes, Salmonidae. The transcript is spliced from 2 exons. Gene Ontology annotation, molecular function: zinc ion binding; chromatin binding; transcription coactivator activity.
AGCUUAUUAAUAUUAAUGAGACGCAGUUGUGCGACUCCAGUACGCAUGCCCUCCCCCCGCGACACUGCUGCUUCCAACAACAAGCAAGAAGCCAGCAACAUGGCCGACCUAGGAAAGAAGUACUGCGUGAACUGCCUUGCAGACGUUACAAAUCUGAGACUUCGCUGUACUGACUGCCCAGAUAUCGAACUGUGUCCGGAAUGCUUCUCCGCGGGUGCAGAAAUCGGUAAUCAUCGGCGAUGGCACGGUUAUCAGCAAGUCGACGGCGGGCGCUUCACACUCUGGGGUCCCGAAGCGGAGGGAGGAUGGACUAGCAGGGAAGAGCAGUCGCUACUCGAUGCGAUCGAGCAAUAUGGCUUUGGAAACUGGGAGGACAUGGCCACUCACGUGGGGGCGUCUCGGACCCCCCAGGAAGUCAUGGACCACUACGUCACAAUGUACAUUCACGGCAACCUGGGCAAGGCCUGCGUCCCCGAAAGUAUCCCCAACCGGGUAACGGACCACACCUGCCCCAGCGGUGCCCCCCUGUCCCCCAGCCUCACCACCCCCCUGCCCCCGCUGGACGUGACCCUGGGCGAGCAGCAGCAGCUGGGCUAUAUGCCCCUUCGCGACGACUACGAAAUUGAGUAUGACCAGGAGGCAGAGAAGCUCAUCAGCGGCCUGUCGGUCAACUACGACGAUGAAGACGUGGAGAUUGAAAUGAAGCGGGCGCACGUGGACAUGUACGUGCGCAAGCUGCGGGAGCGUCAGCGCCGCAAGAAUGUGGCCCGCGACUACAACCUGGUGCCCGUCUUCCUUGGGCGAGAUAAGAAGGACAAGGAGAAGCCAGGCACGCUGGGAGUUGUAGGUGGCGGUGGUAGUGGUGGCGCCGUCGGAGUUGGAGGAGGAGUAGUGGGGACCCUUCUGAUGCUGACCAAUCCCAUUGUGACGCCGGGAGCUGCAGCCGUUCCUACAGUGCCAAAGCGUAAGAUCACCAAGGAGGAGAAGGAGCAGCGGGUCAAGUUACGGGGGAUGUGCCAGUUCAUGGCUCUGCGGGAGUUUGAGGACUUCUUUGACAACAUGCACAAGGAGCGCAUGCUGCGUGUCAAGGUACGAGAGCUGCAACGAUACCGCCGUAACGGCAUCGCGCGACUGGACGAGUCGGCCGAGUACGAGUCGGCGCGGCACAAACGGGAGAAACGCAAGGAGAACAAGAGCGUGGCUACCUCCAAAACAGGCCGAGGCGGCGGGCUCGGCACCGGGGGAGGAGGGGGAGGGCUUGGAGGAGGGGCGUUAGGUGGAGGAGCGGGCGGUGGCGUCAUCAAAGAGGAGGGCAAGGAAGGCGAGUUUCCGGCCAUUGAGAACCUGUCCGGCUUUGAACUGCUGUCGGACCGGGAGAAGAUGCUGUGUAACACGCUCAACCUCAGCCCCACGCGCUACCUUACCGUCAAGACCAUCAUCAUCAAGGACCACCUUCAGAAGCGCCAGGGCAUCACCUCCAAGAGCCGCCUGCCAGGCUACCUGGACAAGGUGCUCAAGAAACGCAUCCUCAGCUUCCUCACAGAGAGCGGCUGGAUAUCCCGAGACGUAUCCUAACAGUCCAUCGGGUUUGUAGGAACUGGACUGGGAAGUGUCCUAACAAUGUGUGUAUGGCGUUUGUGGGGACUGAGGAUCAUAGAAGGAUCAUGACUCUGUUCUCCGUUGGAUUGAUGCGUCUCGGUGUGUCUUGUUAGAUGUGAGAUUUUGCACUCGUAAGCUCCACAUAGACAAAACUAUUGGAUUUUACCAACUUUUAUCUCAUUUUGUCCAACGUCGUCGACCACAGGACUGUUUGUGAAUAUGUACAUUGCAAAGAAUAAGGAUUUCCCCUUUCUUAAAAAAAAUUCAAGUUUGGAUACCAUUUACAGGAGAGUGAUGAACAGAUAUAUAUUUUUGCAUUUGAAUCAUAUGAAUGAUAAUGUAUUCGUAUGGGUAGAUGAUACAGGGUCUCUGUAUUGAAACUCCAGUGAAGGAUCGCCUAAUGCUGCUGGGCAAACCAGACAACACUGUUUUCAAAGCUGUUCUCAAAGUAUAAAUUGUUACGUAUCGUUUGCCUCCAGCUUCCUUUUAGCCUGGUCCCAAAUUAGUUGGUGCUGUCUAGCCAACUCCUAUGGUCAUUGACCAGACAACACCAACAGAUCUGGGACCAGGCUAGCUUCCUUUAGGUCAGGAUGUCGUUUUUGGAGAGCACAAGUUAGUGCCUAUUCAAACAGCAAUACAGUCACACUGUGCUGGAACGCAGGGGGCAUAUCAUCCUAUUCUUCCCAUGAAGAGAUGAAGGCCGGCAAAAGCAUACAGGAGUCAGUAUUUGGCAGCCAGCGCUCUCGUAGAGUACCGCAGUAAUCUCCAUUUUGACUCUUGUAGCGGUCUACCUUAGGAUGUCAGGCUCGGAAUUUGGCACUAUGAGAGGAAUAGCCUAACCUCUCACUAUUCUGUUCCAUCCCCCUGCACGAUUUCUGAUUCUAGUAGGCUAUUCACUAAGAAAGAUAUAAACUUUUAAACGUUUAAAUAUGGGCAUUAACCAAUGACAUACGUACAAUCCUUAAGCACAAAUCAAAAAUCUCUUGUUUGCCAAAUGAGCAUAUAGGCUAUCACUAGUUUUUUUUACUACCCUGUUCCAUCACAGGUAACGUUUGCCAGCCCCUUGGUUUGGAUGUUGUGUUAACUGUGUGAUGGCCUGUCAGACUGAAUAUGUGGUGCAUGAUUAUUGUCUUAUCACCGGUUGCUUGCUGUUUUUGUUUGCCAGUGUUUCACUUAUCCAAAGGGAGUAAAGUCAAAUUUAAAUGUUUUGAAGACCUGCUACAUUUGCUCAAUCUAACUUCCUGGUUCAUAUUUUUGUUUUGUUUUACAGUCACAGCAUUCAUAUAGGCUACAUCACAUGGCCUUGCAAGUACAAUAUCAAAGGGCAGGAAUAAUCUGGUAGAGUAAAGGGACGAAUGCCUCAGAAAAGCUUGGUUGCUAUUAGACAUUGAUGUUUUCCAUUGACAUCAAAUGUGUCUGUUCCCAGCACAGGUACUUUGAAGUGUCCACUGGCACUUUAUCUUUCUGAUGUCCAGUUAGCCUGUUUAAAAUGGAAAAGGUGAACUACUGCAGGGAUAUAGAGGUGGCGUGGGUGUAUAGAAACAGUGUUGAGGAGUAUCAAGUUUGACGCUGGGAAGUAGAUGUAAUGAUCGCAUACCAAUGGAGGCUGGUCGGAGGAGCCUGUCCUCCUAUAGCUCCUCCCACCAGGCUCCUCUGUCACACGUAUAGGCCUUGGUGGCAUCCCCAUCAUAGUAUAUUUAUCAUACCACAGAAGUAAUAAAAGCAAUAUUUUAUUUAUGCUUCCCCAUAAGCUUGAAAGUAUCCAUACACUGACAAGGCCCCUGGGUUCUCGCAUCGCCUACCUGAAGAUUUCUAUUUGUCGCAACAACCGGCACGGUUUACAAUCAAAGACUACGUAGAUAUCUCCUUAUCUGGUUUAAAGAGAAAACAACUGUUUUUGAACCAUAACGGCAUCGUCUAUGAUUUCUUUUCAAUUUCCUCUGCGGUGCCGAGGGCUUUUGUGCGUGUCGAUCAGAGAGGUGGCAGGAGAGCGCCAUUUAAAUGGAAAUUGAGUUUUGAAUGGGCAUCGGUUGACGGGGAGAGUUGGAAUACAAAAGUGGGGCUGAGGCUGGGAGAGCGAGGGGUGGGCGUAAGAAGUAGUGGAGUGUUCAAGCUCGAUCUCUGUCAAAGCAUUAAGAUUUAGUUUUGUGCUGCUGCUUGUUCUAUUUUCCUCCCUCCGCCUCUCCCUGUCCAUGUACUGGCUCUUGGUGCUUUUUUACUGAUAGGGAUUUUGCCAUAAAACUAAAGCCCCAUUCCUCACUGCUGUUGCUGCUGCGGGGAGCCAGUUGCCCUGCGUUCAGAGGUGGAGCAGGCUGGUCAGCCCAGUGUUAUGUUGAUUAGAGAACAAAAAAUAAUAAUUUCUUAUUGGACAAGGCCAGGUAGUCCCUCCCUGUUUCACCCUAUUGUCUUCCGUUUGGUGCCUACUUCUAAAGUUGACCGUGCCUAUUAUCAGUCUCUCAUUUCAUUUCCUGUCAAAGCUAGUAGCGAACUACUUCAACCAUUGUCAUUGUAAAAAGUUCAAAGACAUGAAUACACACAGCCUGCUUCCCAUAGCCUUGUUUAAUAAUCAGGGUGUGACAUUGCUGUGCCAAACCAUUUUACCUAUGGCACAGAUUUUAUGACCAAGGGAAACACUCACAGUUGAGCUAAAGCUUCCCAUCAGUAGAUGGCAUUCUGAAUUGUUUCAGCCUCUUUUUCAUGUUCAAAAGCGAACAUAUUUUAUAGGUGGUUGAAAUUACACUUUUGUUGUUCUAUGAAACAUCAUUACCAUUUGAUACGAGCAUACGGGAGUGUUUUGCGUGUUUUUGCAUGUGAAGCCAAGUGUUUUAAAUGAUGUUAACAGUACAUUAUGGUUAAAUGGCUUGAUUGAAAAUGAUUUCCAUUUGAAUUGUUUCUAAACAUCAAGACUUUUCUAUGAGGGCGAGGAGAAAGGUUUUAUUUUGUUUCUGUGGAAUUUUUAGCAAAAAUAUUUUACCAAAUGUACAUGAUUUUUUUGUAAGAAAUUGAAAAUGAACAUAUUAAUACUGACCUGUGAAAUGUACAGUAUUUUAUUUCAGUAACUUUUUUAUAACUUUAAAAGAUAAAACAAAUCUUAAACAUGCGAGUGAGAACCAUUCGAAGCCUUUUGCGUGUGUUGUCGUAGCAUGCUGUUAAACUGUUCAUGUGUAUCAGUAGUAUGCUUAGGAAGUCAAAGCGUUUGUUGACAACUCAGUGGUUGAAAAUGUUGAGGGGGAAUUUUUGAAGGCCCAUUCUUUGUGGUUGCACAGGAUGUUUUGUAUUAAAAGUGCAAAUACUUUAUA